AUGAUCCAAGCAUUAGCGCCGACAACCCUAGAAAGUCGUUCGUUCGAGGCGUUUCGAGGGCCGCCAAAACCCCUCCUCCGCUCCUCCGACAUCGACGACUUCAUGUCCGGCACCACCGCCGGUCGCGCGUCCUCGUCUGCCGGCGCCCCUCUACAGUCUGCCAAUGUGGGAGACUCGAGAGCCGUCGCCGGAGUCCGGAACGCGGAGCGAAACUGCGUGCUCGCCGAGGACCUGUCCUCUGACCAGACGCCGUUUAGAAAAGACGAGUACGAGAGGGUCCGGGGGUGUGGGGCCCGGGUGCUGAGCGUGGACCAGGUGGAGGGGGUGAAGGACCCAGAGGUGCAGAGCUGGGGGGCGGAGGAGGACGACGAGGGGGAUCCGCCGAGGCUUUGGGUGCAGAGCGGGUUGUACCCGGGGACGGCGUUUACGAGGAGCGUUGGUGCGGUGCCGGAGGUGAAGGAGGUUAAGAUUACGCCGGAGCAUCUGUUUUUCGUGGUGGCUAGUGAUGGGGUGUACGAGUUCUUGUCGAGCCAGACCGUGGUUAAUAUGGUUGCCGGCUUCAAGGACCCCCGUGAUGCCUGUGCGGCAAUAGCUGCAGAAUCAUACAAGACGUGGUUAGAACAUGAGAGUAGGACUGAUGACAUUACACUUAUUGUUGUGCACAUCAAAUAUAUGGGAAAUUCAGAUUAUGCGAUGACUGAGGAAACAAGUGAAAUAAGCUCCAAGACUUCCCCAGUGGCAUUAGAAAAAUUACCUGUGUAUAGAUAUGCAUUUCAAGGCUCCGGAAAAAGCACUGAGCUGCAUGCAUGCCCUGACUUCACGAUGGAGCGGAGUCCAGCAUGUGUUGCUCCUUCACCGGGGCACACCCCAUCUUCCAGAACGUGACCAAACCAGGUUGAUUGGGAGAAGUUGAUUAGUUGUCCAUCCUAAUUCCGAGGCUAGCAUGCAGAGUACGUGAUUUGUGCAGCAACAUUGAGAGGCUGACUGAAUUCACUCCAGUGCUUCGCAAGCAUCUGCUCUAGUGAAACUUGCACGUAAUCAAGUUUGGUGCUUUUUCAUCGGUUGUCCUAAUCUUGGUUUCUGUACAUUUCUUUAUGUAAAGCUUUGUUGCUUUGAGAUAAUCUGGCCUCUGCGAAAUCAUGGAACAGAGCAUGUUAAUGUCAUUGUGAAAUGUUACAAUCCGAUCCCUGAAACUUGCCAGCACGAAAUCAUGGCCGUUGCUGCAUCAGAGUUCUCAAGAGUUGAAAGGGUUGAUUACUCACUGCUAUUUUGCACAAACCAGCCCAAAACCCCACCACCUGCCACCCAAAAAGUAGAGGGAAAAAAAAGAAAAAAAGAAAACCAAAAGGAGGGGCGG
Asparagus officinalis (garden asparagus) is the source of this 1357-nucleotide messenger RNA. Its product is annotated as probable protein phosphatase 2C 35. NCBI's taxonomy places the organism in Eukaryota, Viridiplantae, Streptophyta, Magnoliopsida, Asparagales, Asparagaceae. The record is from RefSeq and is a predicted model, not a curated record. Gene Ontology annotation, biological process: protein dephosphorylation. Gene Ontology annotation, cellular component: nucleus; cytosol. Gene Ontology annotation, molecular function: protein serine/threonine phosphatase activity.